This is a messenger RNA of Contarinia nasturtii (swede midge), 3194 nucleotides long. RefSeq names its product DNA repair endonuclease XPF (gene mei-9). The record is from RefSeq and is a predicted model, not a curated record. Gene Ontology annotation, biological process: resolution of meiotic recombination intermediates; double-strand break repair via homologous recombination; nucleotide-excision repair involved in interstrand cross-link repair. Gene Ontology annotation, cellular component: nucleotide-excision repair factor 1 complex. Bases 80 to 3127 code for a protein of 1015 amino acids. Gene Ontology annotation, molecular function: damaged DNA binding; single-stranded DNA endonuclease activity; single-stranded DNA binding. The transcript has 10 exons. Lineage: Eukaryota; Metazoa; Arthropoda; Insecta; Diptera; Cecidomyiidae.
UACACGAAAUAGGUAUCAUCUAAUGUAGCCGGUGUUACGAAAUAUUUUGAAAUUAUUCUGGAAUAGCUGCGUUAACAAAAUGGAUUCGGAGUCGAAUGAUCCACAACCUUCAACGUCGAAUCAACCUCCAUUGGAUGGCGAUCAAUUCAAUGACAGUGAAAUAAACGCCGACAAAGAACUCGAUAGAUUGUUAACGGUUGAGGAAUUUUUACUCAAAUCAAAAACUUUUAUGAUAGAAUAUGAAAAGCACAUGUUUCUUGAUACUGUUGACUCUGAUUGUCUGGUGGUGAGUGCAAGAGGUAUUGGAUAUGAACGUGUGGUACUCAAUCUGCUCAAGGUAUACUGCGAUCCAGCAAAUCUAAUUAUUGUUAUAAACAGUGCCGAUUACGAGGAAAAGUACUAUCGUAGUCAAUUGGAACCAAGAUAUGUACACGAAUCAUCUACCAAUAGCAAUGAGCGCGAGCUCACCUAUCUAAUGGGUGGCAUUCAUUUUAUCUCCACGCGCAUUUUGGUAGUUGACUUGUUGAAAAAACGUAUCCCAAUGGAAUUAAUAACUGGAAUCAUUGUAUUGCGGGCACAUCAAAUUAUCGAAUCUUGCCAGGAAGCGUUCGCCUUGCGACUGUAUCGCCAAUCGAAUAAAACUGGAUUUGUAAAGGCUUUUUCGAACAAUGCCGAAGCAUUCACCUAUGGAUAUGGUCACAUCGAAAAGGUGAUGCGAAAUCUCUUUGUCACCGAAUUAUUAAUUUGGCCACGAUUUCAUGCACUAACCCGAAAAGCAUUAAAAGCAUUUGAGCCAACUGUGAUCGAACUACACAUACCAAUGACAGAUAAGAUGAUUUCAAUUCAAACAGCGUUACUUGACAUAAUGAACUUCGUGGUGAAAGAAAUCAAAAGAAUCAAUCGAUAUAUUGACAUGCAAGAGAUAACAGUUGAAAAUUGUGUGACUAAACGUUUCCACAAGAUUUUACAAUCACAGCUUGACAGCGUUUGGCAUCAAUUGAACUCCCAAACCAAGAUGCUGAUAUCCGAUUUGAAAGUCCUACGAAGUUUAAUGAUCUCGACCAUUUACAAUGAUGCCGUGUCUUUGUUCGUUACAAUGAAACGAUAUCGAAGUCAAGAGUAUGCAUUGAAUAAUUCUGGAUGGAUUUUAUUGGAUACCGCUGAACAAAUUUUCAAAACGACACGUGAUCGUGUCUAUAAUUCAAAUGAUGAAUUCGAGCCAGAGAAGUGUCCGAAAUGGGAUACAUUGUCCGAGAUACUGCGUGUUGAGAUUCCGAGUGAUGUUAGAGCAUCCAUAGAAAGUGGACGACGAGCAGCCAAUAAACCGAUCGUUGUACUGAUUUUAUGUCAAGAUUCUCGGACAUGCUACCAACUAAAUCAGUAUUUGACUGAAGGUGCUGAAAAAUAUUUGCUAUUCACCGCCAUGAAAAACGACAUACCAAUAAAAAAGCUAUCUGAAGCUUAUAAAAAUGUCAGAGAAAGUGAUAUAAAUAGUAUUCGUCUGCGUGGAAGUCACAUGCAGAACGAAACUAUUAAGCCAACAACAAGUUUGGCAUCCACCACUACAACCUCAGCUACCAAGCGAAAGGCUGCACCAGAAUCAGAGGAUGCAAGUCAAACACUGAAUAGUACCGUAUCAGAUACGGGCAAAAAAGGAUUUUUGCGCGAUAGAAUCGCAAAACGAAAGGAAGCGGAAAUGAAGGAAUUUGGAGAAGAAGAUGAAACCAACAAGCCGGCAAAUGAAUUGGAUGAACUUGCAACAGAAGAUAUAUCGGAGUUCUCACUUUACCGUGAAUCAUAUGUAUUAACAGUCACCGAAAAUCCAUCGAUUGAAGUUCCAGCCGAGGCUGCAAAAGAUGACUCCUUCGACGUAACACAAAUGACAAACGGUCAAUUUGAAUCUUUUGCUGAGCUUGAGACUCUUGACAUUAGUCAAAUCAUUCAACAUCAACGAAAACCAAUAGUAUGCAUUCAAACGUUUAAAACUGGUGAAGAUGGUCCCAUAUCAUUAGAUCGAACACUGAAUGAAAUCGAUCCAGCAUAUGUCAUCAUGUACCAUUGUAAUGUGACGGCGAUUCGUCAAAUUGAGGUGUACGAAGCACGGAAGCGACGUGUACAAAGCCAAAGACUGAAAGUCUUCUUUCUCGUACACGCACAAACUGUCGAAGAACAAAGCUAUCUCACAUCAUUGCGGCGUGAAAAACAGGCAUUCGAAUUGAUUAUCGAUACCAAAUCGAAAAUGGUCAUACCAGAGCAUCAGGAUGGAAAAACGGAUGAUUCAUUGAUUGCCUUUCAAAAAGUUACGGAUGUGGUGACAAACACUCGGCAAGCUGGCGGUCAACAGACCGAAGAGGGCACAAUCAUUCCCCGAAUAAUUGUCGAUAUGCGAGAGUUUCGAUCAGACCUACCAUGUUUGAUACAUCGUCGUGGUAUUCAAGUUGUUCCUGUUACAAUAACAAUUGGUGAUUACAUUUUAACGCCGGAUAUUUGCGUCGAACGAAAAUCUAUAUCAGACUUAAUUGGUUCGCUGAAUUCAGGUCGCCUGUACACUCAAUGUAUUCAAAUGACAAGACAUUACAAGAAAGCUAUUUUACUCAUUGAAUUCGAUCAGAAUAAACCGUUCUAUCUCCAGGGCAAUUACAUAAUUUCGGGUGAAUCAGCAACAUCAAACAUCGAUAUUACACAAAAAUUGCAGUUGCUCACGAUUCACUUUCCGAAAUUGCGUUUCGUUUGGUCGCCAAGUCCAUAUGCCACCGCUCAACUAUUUGGUGAACUCAAGCAUGGAAAACUCGAACCUGAUCCCAUUCAAGCAGCGGCACUCGGAUCCGAUGAGAAUUCAAGAGAAUUGGAUAGCAUUGCCGAUCGAAUGAACACAAACAUCUAUGAUUUUCUUCUGAAAUUGCCAGGAAUCACGACAAGAAAUAUUGGAAAAGUCAUGACAAAGGUGAAAAACUUGAGGGAGCUCAUCAAAAUGAAUAUGGAACAACUUACCGAUCUUCUUGGAAGUGAAGCAAACGCAAAAAUGUUUUGGGAAAUUAUUCACAUUGCUCACAAGCCAGUCGAAGCCGAAUCAAACGAAAAGCAGUUUAUGUCAAAGUUCAAAAGAGGCAAAGGAAAGCGAUUUUAGCUGGUCAAAUUCGUUUUUAAAGACUCAAUAAAGCAAAAAUAACAUAUUGUUGAUUUGAUUUUCGAAA